AUAAUUGAACGUAGCGGAAGCAAGUUCCGUGUUUCCGUAGUAGUAUGAAAUUUUUUAUAGUUAGUAUUUCUUUAGGGACCUGUGAAACUUCGCUAUGGAGUCCCGGUUAGUGUUUAAUAUGUCAGGUUUUGUUUUUAGCUAGUGUUUAUUCAACCGGAUGGAAGAAAACGCAGGAUCCACGACACCGACUAAGUACGAGUGUUUCCGACACGGCUGUAAUUUUUUUUUCGUUAAUCCCCUAUCGCACCUCUAAACAGUGUUUUGGGGGUGGGAUGGCGGAUCGUAUUGUCAAAUGUUACAUGAACAAAUAAUUAAUCGUAUAUUUAAGUAAUGGCACUUUAUAUAUUAAAGUGCCAUAACAUUAUAUUAAUGUUAUUGCUGGCAAUGUAAACGGCGCUGUAUUAGCGAGAUCCGUUCGUGCGUAUCAAACAGUUCAUCUGCUGGCAUAUGCAACCUGUAGAGCGCGGAUUGUACGUACUUUUCGCGCCUGAAAAUGACACAGCUACAUCAGAUUUUGGGCAGUUCAGGACCUGAACUGGCCGAUGCCGAGCUCAGGGUAAAAGACUGCUACAGAAAUCUUUUUAUUGAUAGACAUCGCAAUCAUGCACGUAGGCACCGACAUGCACACACCUGAAUGUCACUCCAGGCAACAAUCGUCAAUAUCUGUUAGUAGUUUUGAAUUGGUCGCUUGCUUAAACAUGUGCCAUUCGUAUGUCAUGCAUAGGCCUGGCAAAUGACUGGCGCCCUUCCGGCAAGCAACAUAAUUACCGAUUAGGUGAGGGAUAGGAGUUUCUUGGUACUGCUUUUUUUGACGGCUGUCUCAAGUUCUCGGAUUCCACAGUGACCGUUAAAUCAGGAUUGUCGAUCGAGGUGUUACUGAAAAAUACAUAUAUACUAUAAAAGCUGCUUGUGACUCAACCUUUCCGCAUCGCUGCAUCUAGUUUCGGAGAGACAAAAGUCAAGCAAAAAUACAUUUGAGUCGAUUUAUUCAUAUUCGGAUUCUUUUUUGACGAAUCGGAAUUAAGCUGUUGGCUCACAGCAAUAACAAAAAUGUUACCUUAAUUCAGACACAUUCAAAAAUACGUUCUGCUUGACACAAAUACAGAUAUUGGCUACUUCUUGCCAAGUCUGCCUAUACCAAGCAAAAAUAAAGAUUUACUGGGCGUUGUCUAAAUUUCUAGACAUUGCUCAACAAAGCUUUCCUUACUGCUAAAACUAUUUCGCAAACUUCAUUCACUCAUGACCAGCAUGUACGCACGCCAUACAGCGAACUACGAAGAGCACGUCUUUCCUCGCACUCCAAGCCGGGCGUUAGCGACUGAUUGGCUCGCUCGAACAAAACGUGAGGCACAAGAAAGUGGGUCGUAAUGUCACCGUUCAUCGGUUUACCGCUGUUCGGAUAUACAGCGCAUCCACAUUUAAGCUAAAAACGAUCUUUUUCUGACCUGUAGCAUGUAGUUGUGUAUCUUGGCUUGUACCGGCAUGAGCCGACUGACUUCAUGGGUUGGCUUUUAAACAGAACAAGCGAAACGACAACAAGUGGCAAAUAGGCCUCGAUGAGUCUUAAACAAGCUCACGGGGGCCAACAACUCCUUGAACAAUUAACUAAACAUUUCUAGUGGACUUUAUCCUAUAUAGGAUAGCUGCCCUUACAACUGCUGUAAUGGCCUGUAAACGCUUUUACUGCCUAUCAAAAGGGCUCACAACGAGUCACUGAAGCUCUAACCUCUUAGUGUUAACUUUAUUGAUACACGUAUGGACUACCUUGACAUGUCGUAGAGAAAUCUCAACGCAAUGUUUUUUGGUUUUUCUGCGAAUAUCAGAUAGUGCUGUAAGAGUACAACGACGUGUAGAAAUCUUAAUUAUAGAAUGAUUUCUCGAUCCGCGGUUCUGAAAGUUUGUUUUGCUAAAUCAGAAUCGCUGAUUAAGCAGAGCUUAUUAACUGGCUUAGUGUAUAGUGUACGUUAUGUUGUUUUAGCGUGCAUCUGAAACCUAAGCGAAAAUGAGGGCUUGUAGUAAAAUCAACGAUGCCGUCUCACAAUCGUUGUAGUUGCUUUGGCAAGCUACACAUAUUCUACGUUUGCUUCUUCAGGUUGAUCCUUUUUUACUUAGUUACUGACGUGUACGUUUUUCUAGCAGAACGUAUACGUCCAAAUGCUAAGUUAUAUGAAUUCUACUGCAUUUUUAUGCUCAACGUUCAUUUCUCUAAACGUGGAGUCUGAUUGUGCUGUUACAACAAACAUUAGUUUAAGGAUGUUCCACUCAAAAACCGCAUGAAGGGACAAGUCUUGAUGGCUCUGUCGUCGACUAUGUUCCGAGGCUCGAGUGUGAGCAGUCAUGCCGUAAGCUGUUCAACUUCUCAGUGCGGUAUAACAAGAAUUGGGCCCUUGUUCGAAUUGGGGCGUGUACAUAAGCUACCAGUUGACCUGCGAGCCCAAUUCAGUAAGCAUAUUCCUAAUCGUCGCCGAGCCCCACAAAGGGCCGUGAAGGUGGGGAAAGACAAUGCUAGCUAAAAUAUUUCCACUGUUUAUGAUAGCAUAAUAAGUAAUGUGCUCUCGUUCACACACGUGCUAUGGGCAGUUCUAGUUCUGGCCACGUCUUCGCAACGAGUUAUAUUAAGUGUUGCCGUUAUAAAAAAGCCGUUGUCUUGUUUAUUUUUACCUACUCAACGGUCCCGUAUGGAGGCACAUAACUGUCAGCUUCUGUUGUUUGGCUUACUUACCUCUCGACUUUCCAUUUUAUUUGUAAUGAAACCGAGAUCACAGAUGUAAGCCAUAAAAAAUGCCGUUUAGUGGUACCCUCUUUGUGGAGAUUCGCAUGGGGUGUUAGGUUUGGACGGUCACAAAGCCAACACGCAAAGAAGCGGCAUUUCUAAAGUGAAAUAGAAACGUUAAUUUCUGUCGAUUACGGUUAAAGGUUCUAGUUGAUAGUAUAGAACGUAGCUUAAUUAGUGCUUAGUUCAAAGUGAUCGCAGGCCCUUCUAAAACUUGCGGGCAUCUUUCCUAAGCAAUACGGAGUAGAAGCCUACUCAGUGUUUCCUUACGAUUGUUACAAGGUAAAAAAGUGGGUUUCUAAACACGUAAACUUCAAUCAUUUUUAUAUAAAAUGCACAAAAUUUGCACGAACUACAUGUAUGGACUAAACCUGGAUAAUGACGCCGCACCCGGUAGCGGCUCGGGGCUUUAGUAAAAGUAGUAUUUAAUGAAGGUUGUUUUUCGCUUUGAUGUCGAAUAUCGAGAAUAGGCCAUCGUCCAAACUAUUCGCACGUGGCGACUAAGAAUUUGCGUGCCUGAUCGAGAAGCACAUUCCUAAAUGCCACCAAACCCCAAAGGAGCUGUGGAGAUAGGGAAAGAUAAUGUUAGUUUUUGUACAUAUCGACGCUUAGAUUCUGUAUCAAGGUCUUCGCGGUGGUUCCUUUUUCAUUUGUCUAGUACCUUUAUAGGGAGAUAAUUAUCUCUUUAUGGAGGUACCUAUCUGUCAGGUUUGGCGUUCGGCUUACUUACAACCUCUCGACUUUCUGUGAUUUUUAUUGAAACCGAGACCACAGACGUAAGCCAUAAAAAUGCCGUCUAAUGGUACCCUCCUUGUGGAAAUUCGCACGUGGGGUUAGGUUUCGACGGUCACAAGGCAGACACAAAAAAACUACAUAAUCUGUACAGUAUGCAACGAAAUAUUUUAUCCUUAUGUUUACAAGUUCUGAUAAACCCAUAGCACAUACCCUGAUUAAUUCUUCAUUCAGAGUGAUUGCAGGCCCUUCUACCGAUCGCGCCUUUUUUCCUAAGCAAUGCAAAACUCGUCCAAACUGUUCGCACGUUGCAACGAAAGACUUACGUGCUCGAUCCAGUGAGCAUAUCGUCAGCCGUCACCAAGUACCACAAAGCAAAAAGUAGAGAAAACAAUGCUACCUUUAGAGUUAUUACAGAUAUCGAUGUUCGAAUAGUGUGCCGAAGCCAAGGCCUCCGCGGUUAUCUGAAAUAUCCGUGGGGUUUUUCAUCUUCGGAAUAAAAAAACUUCCAGUUAAAAUUCUGAAUCGCUUAUUAAAUAGCGAUUUCGACGAAGCCCUGGAAUACAUAAUAAUAGAAGUUUCUGAUAACAUCAAACACCUUCCACUUCACACAAUAGAUUUAGUGUGGGCAUCAUCAAAGCGUGGUACUAUGUAUAUUUAUGGUAAACCAGGACACGGUCUGCAUCAAAACGCUUGGUAUAGGUUCGGAUACCUACCAUGCAUAAAACUGUAGGUUUAUUUCAGCUCACUGAUGUGCUCCUAAAAAAGCAGAAACAUUGUCGGGGUUACUUGGGUCUCGUACUGAUGCUUAAGGGACUAACAUUGUGAGGAAAUGAAGGUUUUCGGACGUUAAUGUAGUUAGGUCGUUUGCAGCCGUUCAGGACCAGCGUUUCACGAAGUACGCCUAGAUUUCUGGUCAUACCUUGAAGCAUUGUAGGGAUUAAUCUAAAAAAAUAGUCUUAGAAAAAUAAGAUCUAGGUACUUAGAAUAAGAAGAGCACUAGGGCUAAAAAUGAUGGGCUAAAAAUGAUGAGAUUUUCGAAACAAAACUAAUGGGCACGCAUUUAAUCUCCAGUUAAACAUAACUGAAACGCUGAAGGCUAUGGUAUACGAUGCGAUUAGCCGUCGAAGAAAUCUAAGUGGCUGAAAUAAACAAGGCUGCUGAAAUAGUCCUAGCGCUGAUAUUACAGAUUUCCUUCACUAAGGAAGCGCGUAUCGCUCCGUCUCACAUAUUUAUAUAACAGCAGAGCGCGAAUCCCACAGCACCUGGGAGCAUUGGUGACACGACUAUCUAAAAGCCUAUAUGCCCUGUGCGGCAGAUAGGUGUACGUAAAAUGAAUUUCCUCCUCGAUAAAGUAAAACAAAUCAAACACAAAUUUUUAUAACACGGAACAUCCAAUGGCCUUGGAUACUACAAGCGUAAGUGAGCUUCAAUAGGAAAUUCUCCUGACAGAAAAAGCUUAAGCAUAAUUCUCCUCCACGAACGGAAAUCUGAACGCCGGCUUGGAUCAGUGUGGUAACUACAGGUGAUAUAACGGAAUAUAAAACGAACGUCAAAGCAAACCGCUUUGCUAUAAAUAACACGUCAUUACUUUGGGUGAUCACAGAUUUUAUCAUAAAACUGUAUAAAAGCCAAAUAAUGCUACUGAUAUAUAAAAAUGAAUUAAGUACAGCGUUUUACGCGGAAACCUUCGUAAACCAAUGUCUUACAGGUAAAUUUCGCAUCUACCUAUGUAGAACACAACAGAAGUGCGUUGUACGUAUUUCAAGAUCCUGCGUAAUAUUGAGAGGGUACUCCCAAUACCGUGAAACUGUGGGUAACGGCUCGUUAUAAUUUUAAUAUAUAGAUUUAUUUGGUCGGGCACGCAUAUUGUAAGAAAUACUUAUAUUUGUGGCAGAGCUCAGGCAAACUAUUCCGGCCGGCGGCCAACCACACCAAGCAAAGGCGUACGUUAGAAAUGUUAGUUUUAUUGUAAACAGUAAGACUUCGCAUAAUCUGAAGCAGUUGACAACUCUGCACUUCGUAGAGAUGGAGAAGAUAACUACAUUUCUUCCACCAUAAGUUAUGACAAUGUUGCUUCUUGAUGAUGCUUCUUAAUGCGUCUAUCAACUGCAUGAUGACUAUCUAAGUGUAAAGAAUCGAAUUCUAACUAGCCCGAAAUGCGCUUCUCUCAUGUUUCACUUGGUACGUUAAUUUAAAAGUGCGCGAAGUUAGCGAACAGAUGAUUUGCAGAGAAAAAAACAAGCCAUGCAAGAAUAAUAAUGACUAAUCAAGAACAUUAGCUAUAGUGGACUUUAAAAAAUCUAUUGUCUGACCUAACUUUAUUGUCUCUCGGUUCUCCAACUAAUUAACUAUGCAAUCUAAACAUUACCAUUUACAUCUUGCGGCGAGAUUUCUAGAAAUAAGACAAACCUAAAAACGCCUAGCUUAAGGAAGUUACCAAGCAUGCAUUUGCAUGUUUUCUUCACGUUACGACGGGUUGCUCGCGUUGUCACAAAAGCUUCUGCAGUUUCUAGUUUCCUUUGCUACCCACACCGACAGCCUACUGAUCAUUGAAAGGCCAAGCUGAACAUCGUAAAGGCAGAAAUUCGAAAGAAUUUUGCUAGAGCGCACUGAGUGCCGUUACGACGUUGUGGUACAUUUCGUAAUCUACAACUCGAUAACUAAACCGCACAAAGCUAAUCAAGGUUCACGAUUUUGGCACAUCGGUCAAUGGUUCUGAACUAAAGGCCCUCGAAGCUCAAUAUCUCCGAUGGAGGCUAGUGCAAAAAGAACGGCAGCGUCGUAUUUGUAACAGCCUACCUCACACCGAAAUCGGUGUAAAUAAGCCCAUAUAAACGUUAUUAAUUUAUACUGAUAACAGACUAUUUCUCCUCCUAAUAAAAUGUAAAUUAAUUGUAUAAUACAGUUUGCGAAUGUGGUGUUGCUGAGUACAAACAAUCUUCUCUGAAUAAAAAACUGACUUAACGACAAGUAAACGAUUUCAAAAAAAAAAAUCUACAAACUGUUUUCGUAGCAAAACGCUAUGCUGAAAGAACUACACCACCCCCAGCACACAAAGCAACUACGGCCACUCAGUUCUUCGCCAAUCGGCAAAUUAUUCGAAAUUGAACUUCCUACGCGCCUUCGCUUCUUCCUUACCCUCUCCUAUCGUAAGUCUUUCUCUCUCCUUCUGCCUUGUUCGCUGCGAAUACGCAGUCAGCAAAGUAAAUGAAAGGUAUAGGGCAAAAACGGAAAGGACGACGGUUCGCCGUAUACAAACAAUGGGAAAGAGUGAGUCUGAGAAAGAUAGCAAGCCGUCAGCAACGUACGACGGACCGACGGCGUUGACAGCCGAGGAGCAACCGAGGACUGUCUUGACGACAGAUUGUUGCCAGUUGCCAGAUGCGCAAGGCAAUGCAAACCAAAAUGCUGCCGACCUGUUGCAAUACGACGAGCGUAAGACCCUACUAGAACCUAGCGCUGAUGAGUCCAGGCGAUGCUGACUAGAGGUCGCUGAUAUUACGGUUGGAAAUAGUCACGCGAAUGACUUACGAGUUGAGGCUAUCUCGAUUAUGUUUUUCGCCAUCAUUCUUGUGUUGUCAGAGCCUUCUCGCUAGCCGCAAUAUUGCGGUUUGACAGCUCUAACGCACUGCGAGUAUCGAGAGUGCUCUGUGUUUUGUAAAUGGAAGGAAGAAAAAAAGCAAAUUAUUGAGUCCGUACACCUGUGUGGAUUUGAGUUGUGGUGGGGUGACCCCGGGGUGAGUCGUGGGGCUUGGGGACAGGAGUAGUGCGACUAGCCUCUUGCUUCAGUCUGAUAAAAAAAUAGUGGUAUUUAGAAGCCGAACUGGAUGUGAGCGAGCGGCUACCGGAAACUUGUUAAAGAAUUCGUAAUUUUUCUAAGCAGCAUAUCCAACGACAACUGUUGCGAUUCUAAGGAAUUUGUCGUUCUUCUUGUAAAAGUACUUUGUUUUUUAUCCUAGAAAAAAACUGACCUAUAUUUGAGUUGUCGUUAUCGAAAAUCAGCGUUACUGUAAAACCAAACUGUAACUAGCGCGUGAAGAAGAAGCAAUGCAGAAAGAAACUACACAAAGCCCGGAUCCGCCUUUGGAUUCGUACAUGUUUGGGAUUCUACAGCAGACCUUACAGAACAAUAUCGACUACUUCGCGUGCACGUGUCAGGAUGAUUUUACGCAAAAUUUCGUAGAGCUUCUGGGGGCGGUAAGCGAAUUGGAAAAAAAAUCAUCGCAAAUUCACGACAUAGCAUUUAAGUUUGACGCAGACGCCAAUACGAAAGCAAACGGAUAUCGAAGCUAUUCUAUAAUCGUUGACCGCUUUGUAUCGAAUACGUUGGACCUCUGUCGGCAAAUUGUUGAAAAACGAGACUCAAUGUUUUUCAGAGCGGGAAAAUUCGCUAAAGAUGUUGAGGUUCGCGUAAUCGCAUCCAAGGAAAUUCGCAAAGCUGGAGCCAUGCUAAUUAGUAUGGCAAAGCAUGCCGAUGACGGGGAACUGUUUCUCAGAGACAAAAUGGACUUUAAGGCACUAAUGAAAGACUACACUUCGUUCGACAUGAGACCGUUUUUCGGUCGUCUUCUGGGCUUCACAAUGUGUGAAUCGUUGCAAAAUUGCCUAAGCGCAGUCAGUAUUGCAAUGGCCACGUUUUCGGAGCAGUACCGGAAUGAAUCAUCAUAUGUGGCUUCCCUAGCUGCCACGCUAUUCAAUUCGACACGUUAUGGAGUCGAUAUCGACGAGCGAGCUGAACGCAAUGCUUCCCUCGUACGAAAUGUCAGCGUAGACUUUCUCAAGAGCUUUUGGACUCUUAAUGAACUACCGGUCACAAAGCGUAUUCCGGGUUGGAUAUGUCCAUCGCUUGAAGUGUGCGAACGUGUCACUCUCCCAUUGGAGCCCCUCAAACUCAAUCGCGAGGGGGAGCAUCUUGACGUCCCUUACCCAAUGUCGCACGUGCCAACCCAGCCCGUUAGGGGACGCUUAUUCUCGCACGUCCGGCGUCAGGGUCAGGACGCUCUUGUGGGUGCGGCCCCAACGUCUGCGUACGAGUAUCCCCCGACGAGUACGAUGUUUCUCCACCUGCACGGCGGCGGAUUUAUCGCGCAGUCGCCCGACUCGCACGAAAUCUAUCUACGCCAAUGGGCUGCUGAUCUUGAAAUGCCAUUGCUAUCUUUGGACUACACGCUGGCACCACAAGCACCGUUUCCUCGUGCCUUAGAAGAACUCUUUUAUGCGUAUGCAUGGCUUGUGAAUAAUCCCUUUGCUGUCGGUUGGAGCGGAGAAAAAAUUGUGGUGGGUGGUGACAGCGGCGGGGGCAACUUAUCAGUGGCUCUCGCUCUCAAAUGCCUCCAUCUCGGUGUUCGGCCACCAGAUGGGCUGUUCGCAGCGUAUACGCCGCUUAAUCUGCAACUUACUCCAUCCCCCUCCCGACUUUUGUGCGCCAUGGACUCGCUGAUACCCCUCGAGUUUUUGCUACAUUGCCUUCACAGUUAUGCCGGAGUUGACAUGGAGGCGAGUCCUGAUUCUGGUAGUCCAGUCAAAGUCCCUAUUGAACACCUCGAACAAGUAAAAAUCAUUAACAACAAAAAUGAAGAAAAUCAACAGGAGCGUCGUUCCAACGCGAGCAGUGGCGAAAGCAGCAGUCAAAAAGAGAAAGACACCCUUCAGGAAAUUGGCGACGCCGUCUACGAUACCACUUCAAGGCUAUAUCAGGCGCACAUCGCCAAGCCCUUAGAGAUGUUUACGGGCACAAAUCAAGCAUGGCAGAACCCGGGCCGCCCGUGGUUCUCUCCACAGUCGUCUGAUCCGGAGCGGGCUGAACGAACGUUUGCCCGAAUUGACUCACUAGCGGCGUCACCCUUCAUUUCACCACUCCUCGCGGACGAUCACCUACUUUCGCGUUUACCACCUACAUAUUUGCUGGGCCUUCACCUUGAUCCCACCCUUGAUGAUAUGGUGUCGUUCGCCCGUCGACUUCACAGAUUAGGCCGUCCUUGCGAGCUAGUCGUGCUCGAUCAGUUGCCGCAUGGAUUCCUGAACUUCCUCCCCUUUAGUUCAGAGGCAGCGGAUGGUUCAAAGGUGUGCUGCGACAUGUUGCGGGACGCGUUUGCCUUUGUGCCUGCCAACCCGAUCAACCCCCUUGAAGAGGUCCCUCUAUAAACUCGCUUCUUCUUUCGAGUGCAGUGUGCGACAAGCAGACAUUGGAAUCGAUCAUUUUAUUCAUCGCGUUAUUAGUCGCCGUCGUAGUAAUGCCGAUAGUGUUAUUACGCCAACAUCGAGAAAACCAACCAAAAAGGGCACCAAUCAAUUUCUUGUUUUUUUUUUCCAUAUUCUGCCUUUUUUGUAUGGCUUCGCAUCCACGCCGAUAAAUCCUCUUAGAAUGCAACUAUUACUGAGGACACCCGCGUGAACGACAAUUGCUAUACUGCAGGCUAUCGUAGAUGCAUAUUAUUAACUGCACGUAGUUUCCACCAAAACAGGCUUAACCAACUUCGAGGAACUUCAAAACGUACGUUCAUAAAUGUACUCACGGCCUGACUGAUCCUGAUUACUGGAUUAAAGGCUACAGGCCCACCUACUCUUAACAGCAAUAUCAGUAGUAAUGAAUCGUAACGCAUAGAGCAGAUUUUUCUAUGGUGAACUAGACGUGAGUCAGCAUUUGCAAAGUGGGCAAAGUGUCUACUUUAGCAUAACUUCCAUUUGACAGAAGUUUACAUAUUAGGUUGGACGGAACCGGCAGCAUGAGUAGUGAAUAGAGGAUGCCUGGCAGCAGGGUAUGGCUAUAACAAACCAACAAAAAAUGGAAAGGUGGAAGUUGCAAGUAAACGGGAUGGGCCGAGGCCAAAAAAACACAGGAAGAGAUAAACUAAUGUAGAAAAAAACCGAAAGACACACAUCUCACACAAGUAUUGAGAACACAAGGGGUCGGUAGUAUUGCCGACGUGUCACCGUUCAGUUUUCAUUAUUAUUAUUAAUUUUCAUAAAAAUGACAGAGUUACAGAAGCACGAGCGAGAGAUGAGUGAUUAAAUGUUGUGAGUAGUGCUAUAUUCUAUGUAUUAAUUUACAAUUGGUCUUGUAGAGAUAAUGCAGCAUGCAAAUGCUUACAAAGAAAAACAAGUAUUAAAAGCAAUCGCUGCAGUAUGAUCGAAAAUACGAGCGAAAAGGUAGAAAUCAAUGAGAAAACAAUAAAUAGUAUUAGCGCGAAAUACCGAGAUAAGGAAGCUGCGGUAGAAUCCUAAUAACAAAGAAUACCAAGGAAAGCAUUUAGAAUUAAUCCUCAGAUCAACUCCAAAUAUCUUCUCUGAUUACCCGGAAUUGACGAGGAAACCAAGGCGCCGUUUGUGCAGAACGCGCUUAAAUCUAAUCUUCUUCGGUGUUUAGAUAAAAUAUUGUAUAGGACGUUUUUUUCUCAUUUUAUAAAGUUCUAACCAACAUCUUUCCGCGUCCUGUGUAUAUACGAUAUCAAUAUCCAUUUAGGUACAAAUUCUACGGUUAGUUUUCACUGCGGAAAUGUUAUUCUUCCCGGGAAUCCGAUAGGAUACGAAAGAAAGUAACUUUUUGAAAUGGACGGCAAGUCAUAACCACUACUGUUAUAAUCAUAGUUUUAAAUUGUGCUCGCUUGUGAAUGCAGUUCCUAUAUAUAUAUAUAUAUAUAUAUAUAUGUGUGAGAUCAUCAUGUUACAAAAUGUACACGUGUACGAAACGAGAGACCAAAUUAACAAUUUAGAGAGUUUUGCUACAUUUGAUUGUACAGGUGUGAAAUAAUUUACAUGUAUGUAGGGACAAUUAAAUGUAAAACUUGCCUUCUAAUGAUACAGUUGUUAUUUCUAUUAUAUAAACAUGAGAAGAUGCCGGUAAGAAAAUCAAUACCAUUAUAUAGAUAUUACAUUUCGGCAUUAUUAUGACAUUGUAUCUCGUAGCGAUGUUGCUAUGCAAAAAUCGUUUAUCAAUAAUGGAAGAAAAACCAUACGCUAAGAGGCCCCUGACCGUAUCCGUAAUGAUCGCCGCCGUUCAUUUGUUAAUAGCUACGUCCAGAAUAUGUUAUGACGUUGUUAAUAGAACUUUACAAAUGACGAUGCAUCUAAAAUGUCUUCCUAUAACACAACCUAGCAAGACGGGACAUCAAUAGGGGAGCACGCACACACGUACGUUUGGGUACACCUAAAACUACAGUAAAUUGUCGCUCUCUCACACCAAACAGCAGCAAACAGCCAUCCUGAACGCUGAUCUAUCUAUGAAAAAAGUUUUAAAGAAUCAAAAUUUUAAACACGAGAAAAGCUGACUUCCGUAACAACCAGCUAGUUUGAUUUGAAUGCAACAACGUGUAAUGCUUCAGUGGUUAAAAGUGGGGAAAUAUUACACUUCUGCCAAGAUCCCUACAUUUUGAGAUACUCGCGCGAAUCGAGAUACAUCAAACUAAACGUAGAUAGCUUCAUAAUGCCAUAUAUUGAACUACGUGAGAAUCUUCCAGCUGGAAAUACGAGCUUUUUGAAUAGACAGACAGAACGAUGACUUUUUGCGUUGUUAACAUUGAAACAUUAACAAAUGUUGACGAGUUGUGUUUUAACCUGUACAAAAAUUUCAAACCUAAACCUAUCGACUAGAAUAGUGCUGUAGAAUGCAAAAUGUUUCUAUUUUAUCCUUUUAGACCAGCAGUCAACUUGGAGGUUUAAAGAUAUAUCACCUAACGAAACCAAAAUACAUCAAACAUAAAAGAUCAUAACACAGUAAUGAUACUGUGUUACAUCUGUACACAUGUAUACAGAUGUAAACACAGAAUCUUUUAGUUUGGAAAACAGAAAAUCCGUCUACAAUCACAAUAAUAAUAAAAUCGAAUUAGCUGCA
Varroa destructor (honeybee mite) is the source of this 12338-nucleotide messenger RNA. RefSeq names its product hormone-sensitive lipase (gene Hsl). Gene Ontology annotation, cellular component: cytosol. Lineage: Eukaryota; Metazoa; Arthropoda; Arachnida; Mesostigmata; Varroidae. Gene Ontology annotation, biological process: triglyceride catabolic process; cholesterol metabolic process. Gene Ontology annotation, molecular function: triacylglycerol lipase activity; sterol ester esterase activity. The record is from RefSeq and is a predicted model, not a curated record.